Molecule: messenger RNA, 2474 nt
Organism: Melitaea cinxia (Glanville fritillary)
Lineage: Eukaryota; Metazoa; Arthropoda; Insecta; Lepidoptera; Nymphalidae
Product: two pore channel protein 1-like
Exons: 17
Coding region: 7-2436 (809 amino acids)
Biological process (GO): transmembrane transport; monoatomic ion transport
Cellular component (GO): endosome membrane; lysosomal membrane
Molecular function (GO): voltage-gated channel activity; monoatomic ion channel activity
Source: RefSeq, a predicted model, not a curated record
UCGGAAAUGGCUUCAUUGAGAAGCCCGUCUUCUCCGACCGACGGUUAUAAAAGGUUCAGUGAUGAUUUUGCAAACACCAGCGUCAACAAUUACGGCUCCAACGUCACAAAUAAUCGGACCGGAACAGAUGGAACUGGAGAUGGCACCCUGGACAUGGGCAGUCGGUCCUCCCUCCACACCGGCUUGCAGAUGUCGGAGGACGAGCAUUGGGAGAUGAAUUAUCACGAAGCAGCCAUUUACUUAGAGGAAGGCUUAAAUAAUGAAAAGUUCGACUCACACCCGUCUAGUCCAGAAGAGUUACCAGCCUACCUUCGAGUACACAACCCCUGGUAUCAUGGACUUGAUUUAUUGGCGUCGCUGGUUCUUAUUCUUCUGGCGUUUACUGAGGAUCCAGCGGUACCGACAUUUGAGCUUCCAGUGUGGGCACAUGGUACAAUAGAGUUAUUAGCGUUGACUGUGAUCGGUGUAGAGCUACACUUAAAAUUAAAGUGGAUAGGAUGGGGGACGAUAUUUAAGCACAAAAGGACGAUGCUGAAGGGUAUAACACUGCUAAUAAUGGUCUUAGAAGCAGUCGUGGUUCUUUGCAGACAAUCGUCACACUUUCGAGUCACAAGAGCUCUCCGCCCCAUUUUUCUAGUUGACACACGGCACUGUGGGGGAGUGAGGCGGUUUAUACGGCAGAUUCUUCAGUCUUUACCCCCCAUUAUUGAUAUGUUAGGUCUUUUGAUGUUUUUCGUGGCAACGUACUCGCUUCUAGGUUACUACCUGUUCUCUGAACACAUCGACAACGGACAUUUCCAAACGAUUAGCGAUUCUUUUGUCAGCAUGUUCGUUCUACUUACGACAGCUAAUUUCCCCGAUGUAAUGAUGCCGUCGUACGCCAAGUCGAAGUGGUACGCCGUGUUCUUCAUUCUGUACAUAAUUACCGUUCUUUAUGUUCUCAUGAAUUUGAUGCUGGCGGUUGUGUACGAGACAUUCACGCGAAUUGAGCGUGAGAAGUGCCGAGCGCUGUUACUGCACCGACGUGGCGCCGCGCGGCGAGCUUUCCGCCUGCUAGUGUCGCGCCGCGCGCCGGGCUCCGUGCGGCUGCGGCACUUCGCCGGCCUGCUGCGACACUACGCGCCGCACUACAGCGGGCUGGACGUGUACCUGAUGUUCAAGCAGCUGAGCCGCUCGGGCUCGGGCGGGCUGUCCCGCGCAGAGUUCGCGAACGUGUACGAUGUGUUCGCGCUGCGCUGGGCGCCGCAGACGGCGCGCGCGCCGUGGUACGCGGCGGGGCCCCUGGAGCCCCUGGGCCGCGCCGCUGCUUCCGCUGUGCGUUGGCCCUACUUCGAGCACGUUGUGUACGCUAUAAUCAUCGGCAAUGGUGUAGCGAUGAUCCUCCGUGUCUUUGAAGCAGCCGGCGAUCUGCAGGACAGCGCUAGGUUCCUUUGCGCCUCGUGGGAUACUUGGCUGUUUCUUAUAUUAUUCCUGCUAGAAGCUGCAUUGCGUAUCAUGGCGUCCGGACUAUCGGUGUAUCUGGAAAGUGGUUGGAAUGUUUUCGACUUGAGCGUGACGCUGUUGGCGUUGUUGGGCGCAGUAAUGCUUACCAUUGCGCCCAAACUCUUCAUCGUGGUCAUGUUCAGGCCGCUCAGACUGAUGCGGCUGUAUAAGUUGAAGAAGCGCUAUCGGGACGUGUUCGGCACACUGGUGUUGCUGUCCCCGCUGAUGUCGUCUGCGGGCUGCGUUAUGCUUGUCAUGUACUACUUCUUUGCCAUUGUUGGCAUGGAACUCUUUGCCGGCUACGACCUGAAGAACUGCUGCGUAAACACAACAGUUGAAGACUUCUACAAGUAUUCGGAGAACAGUUCCACGCCUCUCGGCUACUACUACCUGAACAACUUCGAGAACAUCCUCACGAGCGGCGUCUCGCUGUUCGAGCUGACCGUCGUCAACAACUGGUUCAUUCUCAUGAACGCGUACGCGACUGUUGCGGGACAGUUCAGCAGGAUAUACUUUAUGGUGUUCUACCUGUUCACGAUGGUGGUGCUGACCAUUGUCGUAGCGAGUGUUCUGGAGGCCUUCCGCUUUCGGAUACAGUACAAGCGGAGCACAAGCAAGAGAGAUGAGGAGAAACUGCUGCACGAAGAGGUCCACACCAGCUGGGAGGAGGCCCAGCGGCUGGGGGCCAGCGGGGACCUCGCUGAGGAGUUACGCGCUCAUUUAACACCCGGGAUGCAAGUGACCUUCAUAGGAACGAGGCCUCGUACAAAAGAAGUCUUACAGAGGAGGAUGUACCAGUCAGACAUACAGAAGUGGCUGGCCGAGGAGGAUGAUAGCGAAGACGCUCCCCCCUCAACUACGGUGACAUCGAGCGAGGACCCGCUGUCACCACCCCUCAUCCAGCAACCUGACUCCGAGAACAACCACCAGAUAAGAACCGGCUACCAGUUGUAGAACUUAAUACUCCGCGUCCUCAACGACCGGCUUUUGUU